This is a messenger RNA of Rubroshorea leprosula, 6813 nucleotides long. NCBI's taxonomy places the organism in Eukaryota, Viridiplantae, Streptophyta, Magnoliopsida, Malvales, Dipterocarpaceae. The record is from the annotation of a GenBank genome assembly.
GGUUUCCCUCUCUCUCUACCGGCGCUCCGCCGAGAAAGAAAAAAACAACACCGCUUCGCCAAUUAUCUUGAAGUGGAAUCCUCCGUUUUUUAGAUCUUCCGUCCGAGCUUUUUUAAAAAAUAUGUCUGAAGAAGAGAAAUUGUUGAAGGAGGCGAAGAAACUGCCAUGGGAAGACCGACUGUUGCACAAAAACUGGAAGGUCAGGAACGAGGCCAACAUCGACUUAGCCGCUGUCUGCGAUUCCAUCACCGAUCCUAAAGACGCGAGACUGCGAGAAUUUGGUCAUCUUUUCAAGAAGACGGUGGCGGAUUCUAAUGCGCCGGUGCAGGAGAGGGCGCUGGACGCGUUGAUUGCGUUCUUAAGAGCAGCUGAUGCUGAUGCCGGAAGGUAUGCGAAGGAAGUCUGUGACGCCAUUGUAGCAAAAUGUCUUACUGGUCGGCCUAAGACAGUGGAGAAGGCACAGGCAGCAUUUAUGCUCUGGGUAGAGUUGGAGGCUGUGGAAGUUUUCCUGGAUGCAAUGGAGAAAGCUAUAAAGAACAAAGUUGCCAAAGCUGUUGUGCCUGCAAUUGAUGUCAUGUUUCAAGCUUUAAGUGAAUUUGGAGCAAAAAUUGUACCCCCUAAAAGGAUCCUUAAGAUGCUUCCUGAACUUUUCGAUCAUCAAGAUCAAAAUGUUCGUGCAUCCUCCAAAGGACUCACACUUGAGCUUUGUCGUUGGAUUGGAAAAGAUCCUGUUAAGUCAAUUUUGUUCGAGAAAAUGAGGGAUACAAUGAAAAAAGAGCUAGAGGCCGAGCUUGUCAAUGUAACUGGGACAGCCAAGCCAACACGGAAAAUAAGGUCUGAGCAAGACAAGGAGCCAGAACAGGAGGCUGUUACUGAAGCUGCAGGUCCUGGGCCAUUAGAAGAAUCUGCUGCUGAUGUUCCUCCGGAAAUAGAUGAGUAUGAGCUUAUUGAUCCUGUUGAUAUUUUAACUCCUUUGGAGAAGUCUGGAUUUUGGGAUGGAGUGAAAGCUACCAAGUGGUCAGAAAGAAAGGAAGCUGUUGCUGAGUUAGCCAAGCUUGCUUCAGCGAAAAGGAUAGCGCCAGGUGAUUUUACAGAAGUUUGUCGGACAUUGAAGAAGCUUAUCACAGAUGUGAACAUUGCUGUUGCAGUUGAAGCCAUCCAAGCUAUAGGCAACCUUGCCCGGGGUUUGAGAACUCAUUUUUCUGGGAGUUCCCGGUUUUUGUUGCCAGUUCUACUUGUAAGUGCAGUAGGAUUACUUAGUAUGUAUGCACACACUUUUUCUUUUGUUCCAUAUUUUUCAAAAGGAUUAUCUCUCAAAUUGAAUGGAAGCAUUGAUCCCAAUCAACUCGAGGAAAAAUUGAAAGAGAAAAAACCUGCAUUGACUGAGUCACUGACGCAAACUCUCCAGGCUGUUCAUAAGGCUGGGUGCUUGAAUCUGGCUGACAUUGUGGAAGAUAUUAAGACAGCAGUUAAAAACAAAGUUCCUCUCGUUCGCUCUUUAACUUUGAACUGGGUGACAUUUUGUAUUGAAACAAGUAACAAAGCUGUUGUUCUAAAGAUCCAUAAAGAUUAUGUUCCUGUUUGUAUGGAGUGUCUUAAUGAUGGGACACCCGAAGUGAGGGAUGCAGCUUUUUCAGUCUUGGCAGCAAUCGCUAAGUCUGUUGGUAUGAGGCCUUUAGAGAGGUCACUAGAAAAGCUUGACGAUGUUAGGAGAAAGAAGCUUUCUGAAAUGAUUGCAGGAUCUGGAGCUGCUGGGUCUACAGGCACCGUCUCAGCAACAGUUCAAAGCUCAGGUGGUGGCAUGUCUUCCAUUGAGCCCUCAGAUUCAUUUGUUAGAAAGUCAGCAGCAAGUAUGCUUAGUGGAAAGAAGCCAGUUGCAGCAGCUCCUGCUAACAAGAAAGGAGCUUCAGUUAAGUCUAGCACCAACAAAAAGGGGGAUGGAGCAGGACGUGUAGACACUUCAAAAUUGACAGAACCGCCUGAAGAUGUUGAGCCAGCAGAAAUGAGUCUUGAGGAGAUUGAAAGCAGAUUAGGUUCUCUCAUUCCAUCAGAUACUAUCUGUCAAUUGAAGAGUGCUGCAUGGAAAGAACGUCUAGAAGCCAUAACCUCACUGAAACAACAAGUUGAAGCUGUGGAGGCGCUUGACCUCUCAGUGGAGAUUUUGACCCGUUUUCUUUGUGCUGUUCCUGGUUGGAAUGAGAAAAAUGUUCAGACUAAAGAGAAAGCCAUCAUUGAUGUGGGUUGGUAUUACUAUUAUCACCUCCUCAUACUGAUGUGUCUCCCAAGGAAAUCCAGGACUUGCUGGCGCGGGAGGUCUUCAGAGAUCAGCCUGGAAAAUUUUCAUUUUGGCUGUUCCCAAAGGGAGGGGAGAGCUAAUGGUAUGGCUGCUGGACCAUGGGCUGUUCAGCAGCAAGUCAUUGAAGUUAUCACUUUUUUGGCCUCAACUGCCAAGAGAUUUCCAAAGAAAUGUGUUGUCCUUUGUCUUCAAGGUAUAAGUGAACGGGUAGCAGAUAUUAAGACCCGUGCUCAUGCUAUGAAGUGCCUUACUACUUUCUCUGAGGCAGUAGGUCCAGGGUUUCUGUUUGAAAGACUCUACAAAAUCAUGAAAGAUCACAAGAACCCAAAGGUUCUUAGUGAGGGUUUGCUAUGGAUGGUUUCUGCUGUUGAAGACUUCGGUGUAUCAAAUUUGAAACUGAAGGACCUAAUUGAUUUCUGUAAAGAUGUUGGGCUGCAGUCCAGCACUGCUGCCACUCGAAAUGCCACCAUUAAGGUUUUGGGUGCCUUACACAAGUUUGUGGGCCCAGAUCUCAAAGGGUUUCUUACUGAUGUUAAACCUGCACUGCUGAGUGCACUUGAUGCUGAGUUUGAAAAAAAUCCAUUUGAGGGUGCUUCUGCCGCUCCAAAGAGAACUGUCAAGACAUCAGAUUCCAAAGAAUCCUUGUCUGCUGGUGGACUAGAUAGCCUACCACGUGAAGAUAUUAGUGCAAAAAUCACUCCUACACUGUUAAAGAGCUUGGAAAGUCCUGACUGGAAGGUUCGUUUGGAGUCAAUAGAAGCUGUCAAUAAAAUUGUGGAAGAGGCUAAUAAGCGGAUUCAACCCACUGGAACUGGGGAAUUAUUUGGUGCUCUGAGGGGCCGUCUGUGUGACAGCAACAAAAAUCUAGUUAUCACAACUUUGACAACUAUUGGUAUUGUUGCAUCUGCAAUGGGACCAGCUGUUGAGAAGGCAAGCAAGGGUAUUCUGUCAGAUAUCUUGAAAUGCCUUGGUGACAAUAAGAAGCAUAUGAGAGAGAGCACUUUGUCUACUUUAGAUUCCUGGCUUGCUGCAGUUCAUCUUGAUAAAAUGGUUCCUUACAUCACAACAGCAUUAAUAGACACAAAGCUUGGUGCAGAGGGGCGUAAAGAUCUUUUUGAUUGGUUGUCCAGACAACUCUCAGCACUAGGUGAUUUCUCUGAUGCAGUGCAUCUGCUUAAACCAGCUUCAUCUGCUAUGAUGGAUAAAUCAUCUGAUGUUCGCAAAGCAGCAGAGGCAUGCAUUGGUGAAAUUUUAAAAGUUAGCGGACAUGAAGCAAUUGAAAAGAAUCUUAAGGAUAUACAGGGGCCUGCUUUAGCUUUUAUUCUUGAGCGGGUAAAACCUGGGGCUUUGCAAGAAGCAUUUGACUCUUCCAGAGGAACUUCUACGGGGGCACAAAAAGGCAUUCCAAAGGUUGCAAAAUCUACUUCUAAUGGUAUUUCAAAACAUGGAAAUAGAGGUUUAAUUACGAGAGCUCUCCCUACAAAGGGAUCAAGACCAGAAACAAUGCUGUCUGUUCAAGAUAUUGCUGUCCAGUCUCAGGCUUUAGUAAAUGUUAAGGAUUCAAAUAAGGAGGAUAGGGAAAGAAUGGUGGUUCGGAGGUUUAAGUUUGAGGAGCCACGAAUUGAGCAGAUCCAAGAUCUUGAGAACGAUAUGAUGAAGUAUUUCAGAGAGGAUUUGCAUAGGCGAUUAUUGAGCACAGAUUUUAAGAAGCAAGUUGAGGGUCUUGAAAUGCUUCAGAAGGCACUUCCUUCCUUAGGGAAAGAAUUAAUUGAGGUUUUAGAUAUACUUUUAAGGUGGUUCGUUUUGCAGUUCUGUAAAUCUAACACGACAUGCUUGUUGAAGGUACUGGAGUUUCUUCCAGAGCUUUUUGACACAUUGAAGAGUGAGACAUAUGGGUUAACCGAGUCAGAAGCAGCAAUUUUUCUUCCUUGCUUGGUGGAGAAGUUGGGACAUAACAUUGAGAAAGUGCGGGAAAAAAUGCGGGAAUUGAUGAAACAAAUAGUUCAUAUGUAUUCUGCCACAAAAACUUAUCCUUAUCUUUUGGAAGGCUUGCGUUCAAAAAACAACCGUACACGGAUAGAGUGUGUUGAUCUUGUUGGAUUUCUGAUCGAUCAUCAUGGAGCUGAGAUCAGCAGUCAAUUGAAAUCAUUGCAAAUUGUUGCAAGCUUGACAGCAGAACGAGAUGGUGAAAUUAGGAAAGCUGCUCUGAAUACAUUGGCCACUGGCUAUAAGAUUCUUGGUGAGGAGAUAUGGAGAUAUGUAGGGAAGCUAACGGAUGCUCAAAAAAGCAUGUUAGAUGAUAGAUUUAAGUGGAAGGUCCGGGAGAUGGAGAAAAGGAAGGAAGGAAGGCCUGGUGAAGCACGAGCUGCAUUAAGGCGAUCCGUUAGAGAAAAUGGGCCCGAUGUAGCAGAGCAGAGUGGUGAAAUUUCACAAUCUGUUUCUGGACCAAUAUUUACAAGGAAAAAUUAUGGCCAUUCAGAGAUAAACAUCGAGAGACAUUUAAUGCCCAAUACACUUAGUGUCACUGGCCCCACGGACUGGAAUGAAGCUCUGGAUAUAAUUUCUUUUGGUUCCCCUGACCAGUCUGUUGAAGGAAUGAAAGUUGUCUGUCAUGAAUUGACCCAGGCUACUAGUGAUCCUGAAGGCAGUUUGAUGGAUGAACUUUCAAAGGAUGCUGAUAGACUUGUUUCAUGCUUGGCGAAUAAGGUAGCCAAGACUUUUGACUUCAGUUUGGCUGGUGCAUCAUCAAGGUCUUGCAAAUAUGUCUUGAACACACUAAUGCAGACAUUUCAAAAUAAGAGGCUUGCUCAUGCUGUCAAGGAGAAUACUCUCGACAAUCUAAUUACUGAACUUCUUCUUUGGCUUUUGGAUGAAAGAGUUCCCCACAUGGAUGAUGGCAGCCAGCUUCUGAAAGCUUUGAAUGUCUUGAUGCUCAAGAUACUGGAUAAUGCAGAUCGAACUGCAUCCUUUGUUGUGCUGAUUAAUCUCCUGCGUCCACUGGAUCCCUCAAGAUGGCCUUCGCCUGCAUCAAAUGAGGCAUUGGCAUCAAGAAAUCAGAAGUUUUCAGAUCUGGUUGUCAAAUGUCUUAUUAAACUUACAAAGGUUCUCCAAACCACUAUCUAUGAUGUUGAUCUUGACCGCAUCCUUCAAAGCAUCCAUGUGUAUCUGCAAGAAUUAGGGAUGGAAGAAAUCAGGAGAAGAGCUGGAGCUGAUGACAAACCAUUGCGUAUGGUAAAAACUGUUCUGCAUGAGCUUGUUAAGCUUCGUGGAGCUGCAAUAAAGGGGCAUCUGUCUAUGGUUCCGAUAGACAUGAAACCUCAGCCAAUUAUUCUUGCCUAUAUUGAUCUCAAUCUCGAGACCUUAGCUGCAGCAAGAAUGUUGACCUCUACUGGCCCUGUGGGUCAAGCCCAUUGGGGUGAUUCAGGAGCCAACAAUUCAUCUCCAACAACAAAUGCUGAUGCCCAGUUAAAACAAGAACUUGCUGCAAUAUUCAAGAAAAUUGGAGAUAAGCAAACAUGUACGAUUGGCCUAUAUGAACUGUACCGAAUCACUCAGCUAUACCCCAAGGUUGAUAUAUUUGCUCAGCUCCAGAAUGCUAGUGAGGCAUUUCGCACUUAUAUUAGAGAUGGCUUGGCACAGAUGGAGAAGAAUGCAGCGGCAGGAAGGACUCCUUCAAGUUUGCCAAUGUCAACUCCUCCUCCUGCUUCAUUGACUGUUUCAUCCCCUGAAAUUGCUCCUCUUUCCCCUGUACACACAAAUUCCUUGAGUGAAACAAAAUCCUUAAAUAUAAAAACUGAACCAACAAACUUUAAUUUGCCGCCACCAUAUACUGAAGACUACAGAGUCAGUAACGCCAUAAAUUCUAGAGGUCUGUCUGGUGAGAAUGCAUUGGGUGACCAGCGAAAUGACAGAUAUGUCAGUGGGGUAACCAGUGGUACUUUAGAUGCAAUCAGAGAAAGGAUGAAGAGCAUGCAGUUAGCAGCAGCUUCUGGAAACAUGGAUUCUGGACACCGCCCCAUGAUGUCCAUGAAUGACACUUUAAAUUAUGGGCUCUCUGGUCAGAGUCGGACAGCAGAUCAUCCUGUCGUUGAAAAUCCCGUGCAGGGUGGGGUACUUCCCAUGGAUGAGAAAGCGCUCUCUGGGCUUCAGGCACGAAUGGAGAGGCUUAAAAGUGGAGCACUCGACUCUCUGUAAAGUAUGAGACAUGGGCCAGAGAGUCUUAUCUCUUGCGUAGUCUUCUGUAAAGCAUAAUUUUGUAAAUGUGGGCGAGCCAGAUUGCAAACCAAGGGAAGUAGCUGGUGGAACUGGAAAAUGCACUGUACAGUGAAACCCUCAUCAUCUCUGUAUAUUGUACUUGAGGUUCUGGGUUUCUCUGUUAGAUUUUCGUUGUAGCUCAAGUUAAAAGAAACACACAAUUGAUAGAUUAAAGUUUUGUUGAAACAGAAAAGGAAUGGUGUGGAAGGCUGUAUUCUUUAACUUGAUAUAUGAUACAAAAGAUUUGGGAAAUUUCUUUAGAG